This is a messenger RNA of Cydia strobilella, 5789 nucleotides long. Its product is annotated as zinc finger protein 358. Gene Ontology annotation, biological process: regulation of transcription by RNA polymerase II. NCBI's taxonomy places the organism in Eukaryota, Metazoa, Arthropoda, Insecta, Lepidoptera, Tortricidae. The record is from RefSeq and is a predicted model, not a curated record. Gene Ontology annotation, molecular function: chromatin insulator sequence binding. Gene Ontology annotation, cellular component: chromosome. The transcript is spliced from 17 exons. Bases 199 to 2493 code for a protein of 764 amino acids.
ACUUUCAAAGUUUUUGUCGACAUUUUAUUAUAACCAAUUUUCAAGUAUUGAUACGUGCUUUGAUUGCGUCAUGUAAACGUAUAGUUAUAUGUUAUAGCUUCUAUUAUCUCGAAAUUCAUUGCGAUUCGUGAUUUAGAAGCUUUGUUCAUCCAAAUAUUGGUAAAAAUCGUUAUGGAUGGUACAUAACAGAAAGCCAAAAUGGAUGGUGAAGGUGAAGAUUUCAAUCUCCACUGGGAGGAGGAGGAAGUUGAGUCAAAGCACAUCCCUGGUGUAGUGGCUUCUGAGGUCAUCUGUGGCUUAGAUAAUGUGCAAGCUGGUUCUUACUCCAAUAUGAGCUCAGAAGUAAUCAUACAAGACACAGAUCAGAUAGCAGCAGAGAAUCUGAUGUUCUUGUCUCAGGAUGUAGUUAGUUAUACGGAUGCUGCCGAGUUGGCUGUGGAUCCCAGUGUGGAGUGCGUUACGGAGGAGGUGAUUACAGAUGAUUGGACUGAGGGGCAGGACAGUUUGUAUAAUUUCAGAGUGGAGGUUCCAUUGGAGCAUUUUACAAACCCGGUAUUAGACAUAAAAGAGGAAAAUGACAUUGACGUCCCGCUUCCAACAGAUCAGGACCAGUACACAGCAAUGCGACCGUGGCCAUGCGACUUCUGCUCACGGCGGUUCCGCAAGAAAGCCGCCCUGAUGAACCACAUGGUGGCCCACCAGAACGACCGCCCCCACGCCUGCAACCUUUGUGGGGUGCGCUACGUGCGCAAGUGCGAUCUGAUGAACCAUCUCAAGGUGCACGCUAUGGUGCCCGACAACGCGGACCCGGUGGACUACGAGGACGUGUUAGAUAACAGUCUAGCAAUAAAACCAAAGAAAAAGCGAGGAAGACGAAAAAAGAAUCCCGCGCCAGUGCCUGAAGAAAACGGAGACGUAUGGGAGAACAUGACCUCAGCACGCACCAUGCAAUGGUCCCGCCGCGGGCGCUCUCCAGCGAGACCCCCGCGAUCCCCACCACCGCUGCCGUCGCCGUCGCCGCCAUCAGAGCCAGAACCCUGCCCGCCGCCAGCUGAUCCAAGCCGACCCUUUGUCUGUAGGCAUUGUGGGGUCGGCUUCGCUAGGGAGAAGGCGUUGCAGUCACACUCUAGGAUACACGGUGGAGACUCGCCGAUAGAGUGCGGUACGUGCGGCGAGCUGUGCUGGUCGCGCGAGGCGCUGGCCACGCAUGCGCGUCAGCGGCACCCGCACCAGCCGCCGCAGCAGCCAACCAGGGAGCCCUACGACUCCAACUCGGGUGACGACGACAUGGAAUACCAGCUGUCGCCGCUAGCCGACAGCGGGAGCGAGCGAGCCGUGUACGACACGCAGCGAGGCCCCGAGCUGUUCUGUCAAGAUUGCGGCGUCGCCUUCCAGCGGGCCGACCUGCUGCGUCGGCAUCAGGCUGCCGCACACAGUCACAAACGGCACGACAGUUCGUCGUCGACGUGGGCGGAGCACUCGUGCGACGUGUGCGGCGAGACGUGCGCGGACGCGCUGCAGCUGCUCGCGCACGCGGAGCGCCACGCCGACCGCCCCGCGUCCUCCAGGUUCAAGAAGAUGUCACGGGGAAGAAAUAACACGUCCUCGAGUGGUUCGCGGCAAUUCCCCUGCAGAGAGUGCGGCAAAGUAUUCGGCUCGCGCAGCUCCCAACAAAUCCACAUCCGAAUACAUACCGGCGAGCGGCCCUACGCCUGCCGGUUCUGCUGGAAGGCCUUCGCGGACGGCGGCACUCUGAGGAAACACGAGCGUAUACAUACGGGCGAGAAGCCGUACGCGUGCGCGGUGUGCCCGCGCGCGUUCAACCAGCGCGUGGUGCUGCGCGAGCACGUGCGCAGCCACCACUCCGCGCCCGACCGCCGCGCCAACGGUGGUCCCUCGUUUUGCUGUGUGGUCUGCGGUCGUACGCUACACUCCAGUGCCGAGCUGGUGCAGCACCUUAUUCAGCACUGCGACGCCAACACUGCGCUCAAGCGCCAGCCGCAGACCGGUCCCCGCAAAUACAAGCGGCGACGGAAAAUCAAGUCGGAGCUGUCCCCGCGGCACUCUUGGGAGCGCGGCUCCCCGUCCCCCCUGCGCUCCCCGUCCCCCUCCCUCGCGGCCUCCCCCUCCCCCUCCCCCACCGCCGCGGCCGCCCCCGCCACGCCGCCGCGCCGCCGCCGCCGCGCGCCGCCCCCGCGCCCCAAGAUGAUACACACCGAGCCGCGCCGCGCCAAACCCAAACCCAAACAGGUCCGAGGGCGACGGCCGCCGCGGCACCCGGCCGACGACCUGCGCGCCAUCGCGCCGCGCUCCCCCACGCCCUCCCCCGAGCCCGCCCCUGCACCUCCCACACCCUCCCCGCCCCUCAAACAAUCCCCACCCUCUUCCCCGCUAGCCUCACCUCAGGAAGGCGGCCCGUUCAAGUGCGAAAUGUGCGCCGAAGAAUUCCCCCGCCGCGAUGCGUUACUACUACACGUUCCGGUGCAUAUAUGACGCAGUCGACCGAAGCGGCAGAGGCCGCGACUAUCGCGCGAGAAAAGAGCCUGAAGAGACAAGUGAGCGAGCCAACAGCUGUGAGUCUCUGAUAUGUGUAAAUUUUAGUUUAUCAUACAUCUGUGAUGGUUGCGCGAUGGAGAUGUAAAUGUAAACCGUUCUCUUUCAGAUACCUAUCAAUAGACAAUUAGAUGAAAAUAGCCACAUGUCGCUGGCCGAUUAACGCGGCCAUAAGUUAUGGUCAGUUGUAACGACCUUAUAAAUCGUAUGAAUAAGAAGAUUCAGGGUCCUACAACUGGAUACCUAAAGGUCUAAAAUUUAUCGAAAUAAAUAAUCUGCUCUGUACAUGGUCACCGAGUUAGAUUUGCCGUUACUUGGUAAUCUUCCCUCCAUCCAUCCAUCUUGCCUUUGAAGUGGCAGGAUCCGGUUCCCGUACAAUUUACGUCAUUUAAAUUUUAUUAUUUAAAAUAAAAUCGAAAUUCCAACAACUCAAAAUGACGUAUGCCACUUGAAAGAACUCAAGUACCUAGUCGAAGACUGAUAUCGCUUCGCAAUAAUUUAGCGGUUAUACAGAUAUACAGAUCUUUAUUGGUAAAAUAAAAUAAAAUACAUUUUACAAGUCACUCGGUUCUUAAAAAUAAAAUAAAAAUAAAAUUAUUAUUCUCAAUAAUAAGUUGAUUUAAAUAUUUAGAGGAAGUUACGAUAUGGAAUCAAGUAAGCCUUUUCUACAUAUAACGAUUUUAGGUUUUUGUUAAAUAUUGUGUCACUUUUCGAUUCUUUUAUAUCGGUCGGUACUGAGUACCGGUCGGUAUACCCUAUAAUAGCCGUGUUUUAUGAUUAGAUUGCCAUCUGAACGCGUGCGACAAGGAUAGUCAGAGUUGACUGUGCACGCAUACAAUGAGAUAGCCUUAGAACCUCUUGGCAUUCCAGUCAUGAUUGUGUUCUAGUAAAAACAUGUGUCUUUCAUGCGAAAAAGGACCUUGUGUGUAGGAAGCAUAUUGACAUAAGCGCCUGUAGCACAAGACUUUUUUUCUAAGAUCAACCCAAAUAGCCAUCUAUGUAUAAUGUAUAUAGAUAGAGUAAUAUUAGACCCUAUUAAAUCUAUGUUUCAGCCGCGAUCGGUUACAAUAAUUAAGGGUUAUUUAACAAUAGUUGAAAAUUAGUUAUAUAUCGUGCACGAAUAUUCUGAACAAGUAGUUGAAAAAGGUGUGCUUAUAUUUUCUAUCUCUCUCGCAUUUUCAAGUCUCUGCCUAAAUUACUGUCAGUCUUAUGGAAAAAUAGUAAUUACUUAUAAGUCACUGUCAAUUCAUAAAAUAAUAAUGUGUAAAUAAAUAGCUGAAAUAAAGUAAAGUGAAUCUCCUUUAUUUCCAAAAUGAAUGUAAUAGUGACAGAAAUGUGGCGGUCUUAUACAAAUUGUAAGAUAUUUGAUAAAUUUAAAAGCUGGACUUAGUGUGUGACAUAUCUAUUUAAGAAACUGAAUACAGCAUAAUUCAUAUUGGACCACAACAUAACAAGAUUGAUAAUCCUAGUGUCAUGUUGUUACGCGGUUUUUUUUUUACAUCUAAGAGGUAUUAGGCCCUUGGUCAGCAAAAGGUAAAGUACUCUACGGUACAAAAACGUAGAAUCUUGUUUUAUCUCUUGAGGUAGAAAUGUAUGCCGUACCGUAUAGUAAAACGCUACUACGGCUUACGGCGGGUUUUAUCAAUGAUAAAUUUAUAAAUGUGUGUGCAAACUGCACUAACGGGUAUUUACCGAGUAAUUCAUUAAUAGGCAAAUUGGUGGCUACAUCGCUUAUCAUUGUCACAAUUUCUUUACCAGCAGUAAAUGGUCUAGUGAAACUCUGAAGGACACUGACAGUCUUAAUAAAUUACUUGUACAUGAUUGGAUGUAAGUGCCUGCUAUCGCCUUGUGAUAUUGGGAUUGAGUAAUCCCAAAGAUCGAGAAUCGAGACUCCUGGGACCUUUUUUUUAUAAAUGCCUAUAACACAAGCGAGUCAUUUUCUAACAAAAAGAAAAAAGACUCGCGUAUAUUACAGGUGUUUAUAAAAUGAUCCCAUACCGUCUUUAUGAUACUAGAUUGUACGAGUGUUUGUGGAUCUGUUGAUCGUUGUAGUGCAUGAUUCUAGCCUUUUCUAUCUAUCUAAUUGUAAGGUAUGAAAUAUGAAUCGAUACAUAUACAGUUGUUUCCCAUUAUUUCCGUUAGUUGGUAGAAUGUGUCAUGACUCGGCCAAAAUACGAUGAAUAAGUCUUAUUAGAACUCCUUUACGGCCCGGCCACGACAUUGCGCGCGCGCAACCAUGGGUGGGAACGAAAGGUUCGAUCGCUGUGUCUCGGUCCAACCUACGCUUGCCGCCGCCGCCGCCCGUCGCGCAAUGUCGUGGCUGGGCCGUAACACCCCUUAAACGUGUUGUGCCCAACCAAAAGGAUCAUUUGAGUGACUGGCAUGCAGAUGUCAUAGAAAUCUUCAUUGAUUUGACACCUUGUUCCUUUUGCUUGGGAAUUAGACAAAUAGGAAAUGUGUGGUUUAUGAUAAACUGUCAAUUGUUGUAAAUAUUAUAUUAGAUUAGAAACUGAGGAGAGCUCGAGGCUAGAAUUUUGGAACUAAUAGUUCUGGGACAUUUACUUAUCGUGACAUUGAAUGAUUAUGUUUGUCUGUUUGUAACACUGUUGCCUAUAUUACUAAGACUCCAUAUUAUGUUGUCGUAUUGAUUGUAUGUUGUAUUUUAUUAAUGGACUGAUUUAUAGAUUAGACGAAACUGUACAUAAGUGUGUACUUGUGUAGUUAGUUUGCAAUAUUAUACUUUGUUUAGUACAAAAUGGUGUAUGUUUUGGGGUUCUUUAACAGUUUAUAUUUGCUUUUUUGUGAUAUAGCCAUAAAUAACUGGUGGUUUAUGUAUGUGCCAUAGGAGGUUGGCAUCAGACACCUACAAUGUAAUAUUAUAACAUUAUUAUCAAAAAUCAAUAAAUAAUGGUGCAAUACAUUCCCCAAAAAUGUUUAAUAACCAAUGUGUUAGCAAUGUUUUAAUUUUUUAAAUACACAAAAUAAGUUUAUUAGUAUUUUAUGGUAUUUUCUUCAAAAUUUUAAGAACUUGUUUCAAUCAUGUUUUUUAAUGCAGAAUAUUUUAUGAAAUUUCAUAAAUAAAACCGUUGCAAUUUUUCUUAGCUUUUUAAUUAUUUUAUAUAAGUAUCACCCAUUUAUUUCAACAUCCAUAUACAUCACUGAUUGUCAUGAACAUAACCAAAUGUAACUUGUCUUAAUAUAUGUUGUAUACCUAAGCAAUAAAAUAAAACAGUCCA